This is a messenger RNA of Nymphaea colorata (pocket water lily), 1080 nucleotides long. Its product is annotated as glycine-rich cell wall structural protein 1.8-like. Bases 1 to 1080 code for a protein of 359 amino acids. The record is from RefSeq and is a predicted model, not a curated record. Lineage: Eukaryota; Viridiplantae; Streptophyta; Magnoliopsida; Nymphaeales; Nymphaeaceae. The transcript has a single exon.
AUGGCACUGUGCCAUGCUCAUACAGACCCAAGCAAUAUUGACGUUGGUAGUUCUGAUAGUGGCUUCGGGAAGGGUGAAGGCUUUGGUUUUGGAAGUGGUCCGUUCGGGGGCGGCGGUGGUGGCAGCGGUCAAGAUGGAUCAGGAUAUGGGUAUGGUGGUGGACAAGGUGGUGAAGGUAGUGGCUAUGGUCAAGGUAGUGGAGUAGGCGGCGGUGGUGGUGGUGGUGGCGGCGGCGGUUAUGGCGAAGGGGGUGGCUUCGGGUAUGGCCCAGGUGGUGGCAGUGGUUAUGGUUCUGGUGAAGGUGGUGGUGGUGGUGGCGGUGGUUACGGUCAGGGUGGUGGCUUUGGCUAUGGGCCAGGUGUUGGUAGUGGUUACGGCUUUGGCUCUGGUUUUGGUCAAGGUGGUGAUGGAGGUGGUGGUGGCGGUGGCGGUAGAUAUGGUCAAGGUAGUGGCUUCGACCAUGGGCCAGGUGAUGGUCGUGGUUCUGGCUCUGGUUAUGGUCAAGGUGGCGGUGGUGGAGGCAGUGGCUCUGGUGGUUAUGAUGAAGGUGGUGAAGGCAGUGGCUCUGGCUCCGGUUAUGGUCAUGGUCUUGGUGGUGGGGGAGAAGGUGGAGGCAGUGGUAGCGAAGGCGGAGGCAUUGGUUAUGGUGGUAGUAGUGGCCAUGGUUCUCGUUAUGGCCCAGGCGGUGGCGGAAGUGGUGGCUACGACAGUGGGUAUGGCCAAGGCGGUGUUUCUGGAGGAGGUGGGGGUGGCGGCGGCGGCUCUGGUUAUGGACAAGGCCGUGGUGGGGGAUAUGGUUCCGGUACUGGAAGUGGUCAGGGUGCUGGCGGUCCUCAUUAUGGCAGAGGCCGUGGAGGAGGAGGCGGCGGCGGCGGUGGUGGUCAAGGUGGUGACAACUAUGGCCCUGGUUCUGGAAGUGGCAGUGGUGGAGGAGGUGGUCCUGAGGGAAACUAUAACCCUGGGUCUGGAGGUGGCGGCGGAGGCAGGGGCAGCGGCGGAAAUACUUGCGCUUGCCCACCAAUCGCUUCAACUGGCAACGGCAGGCCAAAAGAAGUUGCAAAAACCGGUGACAAAUCUUAG